This is a messenger RNA of Hemisphaericaspora subhashii, 909 nucleotides long. RefSeq lists its product as uncharacterized. Bases 1 to 909 code for a protein of 302 amino acids. Lineage: Eukaryota; Fungi; Ascomycota; Pichiomycetes; Serinales; Debaryomycetaceae. The transcript has a single exon. The record is from RefSeq and is a predicted model, not a curated record. Gene Ontology annotation, molecular function: 3'-5'-RNA exonuclease activity.
AUGUACAGGAACAUUUAUUUAACACUUUAUUUCAUUAGUUGGCUUUUCAAUCUACUGAAUGCCGCUUACUUAUAUCCCCAGAAAUCAAAGAGAGGAGAGGGUUCGUUCAAGUUUAGGAUUUUUGACCUUAAUAUAAAGGCAGAUAAAAACUACGAUUAUGGUCAAAGAGUCUGGUCUGAACGUAAGAAUGCGACUAUUGAAGCCAUCCUAGCAAGCUCUCUGGAAUAUGCAACAAUUAUCACACUACAAGAAGCCCUUGUAACCCAAGUUAAAGAUAUUGAAGAUGGUCUUAAUAAAAAUGGAGGUUCAUCUUGGACCUAUUUUGGGGCUGGGGCAGACGAUGGUGUAGAGGCCGGUCAAUUUAAUCCAAUAUUCUACGAUGAAAAAAGGUGGAAGUUAGACAGAGGAAUUCAAAAAUGGAUGAGUUUUACUCCGGAUGUGCCUUCGGUCUACGGAGGUACAGAGAAGAGGAUAUUCGUAGUAGCCACACUUGUCCACAAAGAAUCGGGCCAUGCUGUCAACGUAGUUAAUACGCAACUUGACGACAAAGAGGUGAUAUUAAGAAACUUUUGGUGUAUAGAUAUUGUGGAUUAUAUUAGGGAACAAGACGAAAUUCAUAGAAUUUUACCAGUAAUUGUGAGUGGUGACCUCAACUCUGGUGAAGAGAAUAUUCCCUAUAGGAUUCUUUCACGUUAUUUUUUUGAUUCCUCCAAGGUUGCGAAAGAGCAGAUUAUACCCUUCUCCACCGUUUCUGGUUUUUCGGGUUAUGAAGGAAAAACGUCUGAUUUUGUUUUCAUGAACCCGUCAGCUUCUAAACUUUCUACUACACGAUACGAAGUAAUGGAUAACAAGGAUGGAAAAUAUAGAUUUAGUAGCCAUAGACCGGUCGUUGUUGACUUUUCUACGUAA